This is a messenger RNA of Chionomys nivalis (European snow vole), 5888 nucleotides long. It is a transcript of the gene Per3, whose product is annotated as period circadian regulator 3. Bases 385 to 3693 code for a protein of 1102 amino acids. Gene Ontology annotation, cellular component: nucleus; cytoplasm. The transcript has 21 exons. Gene Ontology annotation, biological process: circadian regulation of gene expression; negative regulation of transcription by RNA polymerase II; entrainment of circadian clock by photoperiod. Gene Ontology annotation, molecular function: transcription corepressor binding; transcription cis-regulatory region binding. The record is from RefSeq and is a predicted model, not a curated record. NCBI's taxonomy places the organism in Eukaryota, Metazoa, Chordata, Mammalia, Rodentia, Cricetidae.
CUGGCGGCGCGCGGGUGGGCGAGGGCUUGGCUGGAGGGAGGCCUCCGACGCUGCAUGAUCAGCCGCUCUGCCCCGGCCUUCUGCCCGGGCUGUCGCCCCGGAACUGUGCGCUCUGAGACGUUUCUUGAUGGUCGCCGACUUCCCAGCAUGGACGGCGGAAAAGUUGGUUCGGGCUGAACGAGCUCCCUGAGAGCCGCGGCGGGGUCCGACCAGCCCGCUUCCGGCGGUGUAGCUCGUCACCCGAGCGGAGACUGUGAAAAUGCUGAGGAGAAAAGUGCCCCUCAGAUGAGCGUGGUCGGCGACCAGUCUCUCCCGAAGGCGAUGGCAGGGACCCAAACAAGCCGGGUUUGGUGGCUGGCUGCAAACUGAGGGCUGCCAGGCGGGAUGGACCCCUGUGGAGACCCGGCAGUCGGCGGCGACUGUCCCCACGACAGGGGACAGGAGGGGCCGCUGCUGGGCACUUUCGUGGACAGCAGCCACAGUGAACAUGACGACAGAAACAGAAUAUCUGAAGAACUUAUAAUGAUUGUCCAAGAAGUGAAAAAGUAUUUUCCAGCCGAGAGACACACUAAACCCAGCACCCUAGAUGCCCUUAACUAUGCCGUACGCUGUGUGCAUAGCGUGCAAGCAAACAGAGACUUUUUCUCAAAUCUCAGUCCACAUGGAACACCUCAGACAGAAGUGUCUGCGCACGGUCUUGAGGAGCUGGCCAGUCUCACUUCUGAACAUGCUUCCAAGAACACAGAUACCUUUGUGGCAGUGUUCUCACUUGUGUCUGGACGGCUAGUGCACAUUUCGGAGCAGGCUGCUUCGAUCCUGAACUCUAAGAAAGAUUUCUUGACGUCCUCACGCUUUGUCGACCUGCUUGCCCCUCAAGAUGUGAGGGUGUUCUACACACACACUGUUCAGAGUCAGCUUCCUUUCUGGAGCAGCCGGACCCAAAGAGCUUCACAAUAUGGAUCUGCAUCAGUGAAAUCCUUCUUCUGCAGAAUCUGUGGAGGUGGAGACAGAGCACAAAAGAAGCAUUACUCUCCGUUCUGGAUCCUCCCCUAUUUGGUUCACGUACAUAGCUCUGCCCAGCCAGAACCAGAGCCUUGCUGUCUAGCACUGGCUGAGAAGAUUCACUCUGGUUAUGAAGCUCCUCGAAUCCCUGUAAAUAAAAGAAUUUUUACUACAACACACACCCCAGGAUGUGUGUUUCUUGAAGUAGAUGAAAGGGCUGUGCCUUUGCUGGGUUACCUACCUCAGGAUCUGAUUGGAACAUCCAUCUUAACAUAUGUGCACCCUGAAGAUUGGCCUCUGAUGGUUGCCAUACACCAAAAAGUUUUAAAAUAUGUUGGCCAUCCUCCAUUUGAACACUCACCCAUCAGAUUCUGCACUCAGAAUGGAGAUUAUGUCAUUCUGGAUUCCAGCUGGUCCAGCUUUGUGAACCCCUGGAGCCGGAAGGUUUCCUUCAUCAUUGGUCGGCAUAAAGUUCGAAAGAGCCCAUUAAAUGAGGAUGUUUUUGCUACCAGAAUAAAAAAGGCCCCUAAUAACGACAAAGACUUAGGAGAUUUGCAAGAACAGAUUCACAGACUUCUUCUGCAGCCCAUUCAUGCCAGUGCUUCCAGUGGUUACGGGAGCCUGGGCAGCAGCGGUUCACAGGAGCAGCAUGUCAGCAUCCCCUCUUCCGGUGAGUCAAGUGGACACCGUGUGGAGGAAGCACAGAAGGAGCAGAUGACCUUGCAGCAGGUCUAUACCAGUGUAAACAAAAUUAAGAAUGUGGGUCAACAGCUGUACAUUGAGUCAAUGGCCAGAUCAGUCAAGCCAGUGAUGGACACGUGCGUGGAGCUGCAGGGUGGUGAUGAGCAGAAGGACUUUUCUUCCUCUCAGACACUGAGAAAUAAAAGCAUGGAUACUGGCUCUUGUGAUGACCUGAGGCGAGAACAGCACAGCUCAUCCUACCAGCAGAUGAGCUGCAUCGACAGUGUCAUCAGGUACCUGACAAGCUGCAGUCUCCCGGCCUUGAAAAGAAAGUGCAUAUCCUGUACAAACACGUCUUCAUCCUCAGAAGAAGCCAAGCAAAACCACGGUGUGGACUGCAGCACAGCGCUGCGAGAGACUGAACAGAUCCUGAACAAACCUCAAAAGGAAAUGCCAACAACUGGACCAUCCACAGAUGCUGAAGGAGGUGCUGUGUGGUCCCUGUCCCCUGCUAUGCUGAGCAUGGGGUCUGGCAGAAGCCAGUGCAUCUGCAGCGGCACCACUGUCCAUGUCCCGCCCCUACACUCAGCAGAGGGUGUUGCCUUAGCAUGUAAGCCCUGGACCCUGAGAACACAGCCAUCGGCCCUGACUGCAGAAGAAUUUGAGCACGUGGGGCUCACAACAGCUUUCCUCUCCACACACACGCAGAAGGAAGAACAGAGCUAUGUUGACGGGUUCCAGGAAAGGAUCCUGACCUCACCCUACAGCUACUAUCUGCAGAAAAAGAGCAAAAGCAAUGCUAAGUACUCCUGUGUUCAAGGCUCUCCUAAGCAGACCAGAUGUGCUGGAAGUGGGAGACGGAAGUACAAACGGAAGAAGUUGCCAGUGCCUUUGGACACCAGCAGCUCCAGUGCUGACUUCUGUUCCCAUGUCAGAGGACUCCUUCCCAGUGUACAGCCCUGGAGCCCUUCUGUUGUCUCCUCCCCCCACGCCUCCAGCCUAGCUUUCCCAUCAGCCCUGGUAGCUCCCAACCAGGACCCCUGUCUCCUUUCGUCUUUUCCUCUCGAAGUUGCCUCUCUGGGAGUAGGGAGCUCUGCAGGCUGGGCAGCUGCAGCUGAAUGCCCACCUCUGUCUGCUGGCCCACAGCCUAUUUCAGCUUUCCCCUCUGCUUCCUUGGACACAUUCAUGACCAUCUUCCUGCCCAGCCCCCCAAUCUUCCCUCUGUGGUCAGCAUCAUUCUCCCCAUAUGCAUUCCUGGGGACUGCAGGUUCUUCUGAAAUGACACCCUUAGUACCAGCAAUGGCUCCACACCUGGAACCAACUUCUUCAGACCACAGCCACGGGAGAAUGGAGGAAGGCUGGGAGACACACAACAAAGAGCAUCCAUUUAUUAGUUCAAGGAGCAGUUCGCCUUUACAGUUAAAUUUACUCCAGGAAGAAAUGCCUGCCCCAUCUGAAUCUCCAGAUCCAGUGAGAAGAGCUGUUGGCCCAGAAGUUGAGUGUCACUGUGUCACAGGGGAUGAUGGCAGUUGGAGCAGUCAUUGUGCCGCCAGUGACCUGGCCACACCAUCAGUGCACCAGGAGUCUCUGUCUGCAGCAGCCUCAGGAAGUGUAUACUUCAGUAGCAGUGAUUAUUCUGGAAUUUCUGAAAACGGACAGUGGUCCCAGAAUAGACAGAGAAAUGAAGCCUUGCCCAGGGUGGCCGAAGAGUCUAUCUGGAGAAUGAUAGAACAAACGCCAGAGCGUGUUCUCAUGACAUACCAGGUGCCCGAGAGGAGAAGAGAAGAGGUGCUGAGGGGAGACCUGGCAAAGCUCAGCAGCAUGGAAAAGCGGCAGCCCCAAUUCUCUCCUGCACAGAAGGAGGAACUGGCCAAGGUGUGCUCCUGGAUCCACAGCCAGACUGCCCCUCAAGAAGGACACCUCCAGAGUUGUGUCGCCUGUGAAGACAGAGGUUCACUUGGUGACACUGGAGAGGCCUGUGAACAUCAGGCAUCAGAAGACACCAGUUGAGCAACUGUGAGGAUGUCUGUUCACACUUUCUCCAGGUCUUGUGGGACACAAAGACGUCUGCAUUACUUCACUAAACUCUUAAAUGACAAAGUCAUCAACAUUAAGAUUUUCCCCUUGCUUUUGUUUUGUUUUGGGUAGCACUGGGGGUCAAACACAGGACCUCCUUACACACGCUAGUCUGGCGUUCUCUGCUGCUGACCUGUAUCCCAGCCCUCCCUUCUCGGUUUUUAAUAGGUGACAUUUUCCCAAUCUCUGACCUAGCCAUCUUCUGAAGGCACCAGAUUGCCUCUGAGGAGGUAUGUGUCUGAGAAGAUUUGAUUUCAGAAGUCACUCUGAAUAAGUUCCAAGCCUUAGUCCUGUUUGUUUUGUUCCGUUGCUGCAAAGGCAUUUUCCCAUUGGAAUACUUGAAUUCUGUCUGUAGGCUGUGUAGUUCACACGAUAUUUUCCAUGAAUUUAACAUAUUGAUCUAGGCUUUGUACAGCAUGGUGCUUCCCCUCAUGGCUAUGAUAAGACAUUCCACCUUUCUCACAGAACAUUAGAGUGCAUUGUUCUCUAGGAAGUGCGGGAGUCAUGGAUUUGGUUGUUUGACCCCAUUCUUGUCCAUGCACUUCCUGUUGAUGUCAGCCUCUCAUGGAAACUCCUUUUGUAAGGUCUGACUGCUUGAACAGGGCUUACUCUGGAGAGUUGAAAUCAAGCCUUGCAUGUUAAAAGAGCUGCUUACUCAGCCAAUCGUAUUUUUUUUUUUUUUUGGUUUUUCGAGACAGGGUUUCUCUGUGGUUUUGGAGCCUGUCCUGGAACUAACUCUUGUAGACCAGGCUGGUCUCAAACUCACAGAGAUCCGCCUGCCUCUGCCUCCCGAGUGCUGGGAUUAAAGGUGUGCGCCACCACCGCCCGGCUCAAUCGUAUUUUUUAAAGGUUUUUUUUUUGUUGUUGUUGUUAUAAAAUAAAUGUGAAAAGUUUUUAAAAUCACAUUACUGUUAUUCUGAAGAUAUAUGUGCUUAAAUGCUCAGUCUAACAGUUAACUUUUUCUUUUUGCUGAAUUUACACAAAGAGGCCUUCAUGCCGACCAGAGGCCAGAUUGUCAUUGCUUUUCGUUUGCCCUUGAACAGGGUUUGGGGCCUGCAGAGUGAGAAACUACACUUAGGGGAACUCAGUGGCCCCAGCCUUCGGGACUGCAGCUCUGUCUCUGGAGUGAGUGUGACUGUUUACCUGUUCGUCCACUCACUGCCCAGUGCUCUAGACUAGAGACACUCAAGAUUCCUUCUUCAGCUUCCAGUGACUGUGGAAUCCACCCCGUGCAGCUCAGAGGAAGGAGUAGGCAGGAAAGGCGGUCUGCAGUCUCCUCUCAUGCGCAGUACUUCCAGCAAUCUUUUCUGUUUUGUUGCUUUGCUUUGCUUCAAGAAGACACUAUUUUCUCUGACAGUUCUUAGCUGUUGAUAAAUGUCCUGUCGUUCUGAUCAGGAGAAGGUCAGGACGACUGCUGGCCCAGUGCUCCAACUCUGUGGCGUAGACUUCUUUUAUAAAAUAAUGCUUCUUCAGGACGGCAGUCCUAUCAGAAGGUGUCAAAAACAUUCUCAAGUGCUACCUAUGACAUUCUUAAAAUUUUCUGGUAUUGCAUAGUUCCACCAAAGGUUCCUGCUGUGUGAAUCAAGACUUCUCAUAGUCUGCUCCAUCCCAGUAGAUGGGGAUGUCAGAGCCUGCGUUGGUCAUGCUGGCCUUCUCCAGUGAAGGGUUGUGGUAUUUGGAGCUACUAGGGCCAUUCUGCAUCCAUGCACACGUACAUCAGACCUGAUGUUCUCUGGUAGGAUGGGCCCUUUCCUGUUGGUUCUGAGUACUUGUUUCAUCUACAGCUCCUUAUUUCUUUGCCUUAGUCACCUCUUACGGAGUAUAUAUUAUCCAGGCUUGAUUUGAAACUGGUGCUUGUAGUCUGGAAAGCCCUUAACCAAGUCUCCCCUCUGCUAGCGUUGCUGUCAGUGCACUCAGAACCCCUGCGGCUGGGGUGGGUCCAGCAGAGCUUGCUGCCCCCCGUGGGGGCCAUACCCAGUGGAAACCGUUCUUCGAGCUUACUGGCUUUUGUAGUAUUAAUAACUAUAGAGUUGGUAACAAAAGUAUGUAUUGUAGACUUCAAUGUUUACAUAACUUUUUCCCCAAAGCUUUCUUUUCUUGGGUCAUAGGUCCAAAUUUAAGAAAACAAG